AUCGAGUGCGAUCCAGCUGCGAAGUUAGACCCAGUCACGAAAGUAGGUGACCCCCGGCAGAAAUCGAAAAUCAAUAGAGCGCGGGGAGUCGAGAUGGGAAGAAUCGCGACGGUAGGGUAGGCGUAGGUCUGCGCCUCGGCGUUUCGAGGUUAUGUCGCGUGCGUCCGAGCGACGACUCGUUCCUCUCCCGCUUUAAGGUUAAUGGCUCGCGAGCGCCUAGCCGAACGACGGCGACUGCGACGGGUGGUCCGUGCGUGCUAUUUUCGUUCCAGUGAAAAGUGUUUAUUCUUGCCAGUCGUCGUGGGCGCCGCGCGUUACGCAUUAUAAUGUAUCUGAAUGCGACGGGGAGCCACGAGAGCGCCGUGAGAUAGUAGACAAAAAUGGGCAGGAAGAAGGCAUCGUCCAAGGGUAAACAGCACGGCUCGUCACCGCAGCAGCGGCAAAUAUCUGCGGCGAAGAGGCACGAGCUUAACGCCCUAUGCAAGAAACUCUUUCAUCUGAGCAGCAAUCCGGCGUACGUGACGCAAUUAUGGAACAACUACUUGGAUAUAUCGGAAGUUCUGCUGAAGGUUAAACGCCUGGAGGAGAUGAAGACGGAGUCGUGCGAGCGAUCCCAGGGGAUUGAACAGUUCACGAAUUGGCUCGUGGAGAACGGCGUGCGCAUGGACGGCGUGAGCAUCGCCGAGUUCCCAGGUUGCGAUAUGGGACUGAAGGCGGAGGCGGACUUCACCGAGAACCAGCUGAUCCUGGAGAUACCGCGGGCGCUCAUCUUCAGCACGUGCACCGCGGCGCCGGAGUUGGCCGUUCUGCAAAAUGAUCCGCUGGUGCAGCACAUGCCGCAAGUGGCAUUGGCGAUAGCGCUCCUCAUAGAGAGAUUCAAGGAGAACUCCACGUGGAAGCCCUACCUGGAUAUGCUGCCAAGCAGUUACAAUACGGUUUUGUACAUGAAGACCAACGACAUGAUCGAACUCAAGGGCAGUCCCACGCUAGAAGUUGCAUUGAAGCAAUGUCGGAACAUCGCGAGGCAGUAUUCCUACUUCAGUAGAUUGUUCCAGAACAACAAUAACGCCGUCUCGGCGGCACUCAGGGAUGUUUUCACCUACGAGAGAUACUGUUGGGCAGUUUCCACGGUGAUGACGAGGCAGAACUUAAUCCCUAGUUCCGACGGCACGCGGAUGAUCCAUGCUUUGAUCCCGAUGUGGGACAUGUGCAACCACGAGGACGGCAGGGUCACGACGGACUUCAACGCGACGGCUGAUCGUUGCGAGUGCUACGCGCUGAGGGGUUUCAAAAAAGGGGAGCAAAUAUUCAUAAGUUACGGGCCGAGGACGAAUUCCGACUUUUUCGUGCACUCGGGCUUCGUCGACAUGGAUAACAAACAGGACAGCUUCAAGCUUCGUCUAGGCAUCAGCAAGGCGGAUCCUCUUCAGAAGGAGCGUAUAGAACUAUUGAACAAAUUAUAUCUGCCAUCGGUGGGGGAAUUCCCGCUGAAGCCGGGCACGGAGCCCAUCUCCAACACGCUGCUAGCCUUCCUGCGGGUGUUCAGCAUGCGAAAGGCCGAGCUCGCGCAUUGGCUGCGCUCCGACAAGGUCUCCGAUCUGAAGCACAUAGACUGCGCGCUCGAGACGGUCGUCGAGGAGAACGUCAGGAAAUUCCUGCUGACCAGGCUGCAGCUUUUAACCGCCAAUUAUCCGACGACACUGAAGGAAGAUCUGGAGUUGUUGGAGACCACGUUGCCGCAGAUGAAGAGGAUGGCGGUUCAGCUGAGGGUCACGGAGAAGAGGAUCCUCCUGGGCGCGCUCGAUUACGUGGAGCAGUGGAUGAAGGCCUGAAAGCCAGGUCGGCUGUGGAUGGACGGGUGCGUCUCGGCGAGGAUGUCGGGGAGAAAGAGAGAGAGAAAGAGGUAGUCACUCUUACUAGAUGACUAAAGGCAUCUCGAGAGAAACCCAAUUUUAUUUUUACAAUACUUCUGAGAACGACGAUUUCAAGUAUAAAAGUAAAAUAUAUAUAUAUAGAAGCGGAUGAAUUAUCGUAUGUAUAGUAGAGAGUACGACUAUUGCCUAUUAAAUGCGAGACUGCUCCACGCGCGCGCGCGCGCGCGUGUGUGUGUGCGUGGACGCGCACGUUUCAGUUGCGAGAGGAUUGCGUAUAAAAUACAGAGAGAACUUCGAAGAGAAGAAUCGCGAUCUCGUCGUCGAUCGUAUGCACGUCUACGUGAGUGAUAUACAGUGUAAUUGUACAAUAAUCGCGCGCGCUCGAUAAAUAUCAAUCUCGAUCAAACUCUCGCCUUCCGCGAGAAAAAGGAUCCUCGAGCGCGCGCAGCUUGUUCGCGCCUGCUCCUCCUCCUUGCGAGACGAAUCGAACCGCCGACUUCUUCGAGCGAUUUUCAGCGUUCUCCGGUUAUUUGAGAACGAUACUUUGCUCGCCGCUUUGAUAUAUAUACACAUCGUGAAACACCGUGUGUGUGUGUGUGUGCGUGACGUAUCUGUAUGUACAGAGGAGGGAGUAUUACUUGUUGAUGAAUAUUUAUUUUUCAAAACGAGAAGUACACGUAACAGAGCUGAGAUUCUUCAUGUAAACUAUAAUAAUAAUAAUAAUAAUAAUACCGUAGGCCUACGACACGUUAGACUUACAUACGCUUGUAAAACUGUCUCCUGACGACGCUGAGCGAGAAACUUGAACGCAGGAAGAAAAACAAAUAAAUAAAAUGCGACCAUGCGAGGUGCGUCACCAGAUAGAUAUAUCCGUACGAUGCAAAAUCAUCGUCAUCGCGUUUAACGCGGCUCCAUGUUUCACGAAAACAGAUCUAUGUGUUAUUACUGUAUUGAAUGUAUUGUAAAUCGAAUGCGGGAACGAUGCGCGCGGUAACCUUAGGAGAAACGAAUGGAAAACACCAGAUUUCAAAAAUUAAUUAAUUCAAAUUGAAUAAUCGUAGCAGGACGACACGGUCAGGCUACAGCAGGAUAGCUCGCUUUUUCUAAAAUAUACUCCGACACAGAAAUGAUUAAAACGAGAGUUACAUAAGUAUACAUCGCGCAACGUAUACAUAAUAUAUGUAUAUAUUAUAUAUAUAUAUAUAUAUACACACAUAUAUAACGAAGUUGAAAUCUGAUGUGAUCAAUAUGUAUCUUUACAGACGGUAAGGGAAUUCAUUCACUCUGCAUCUGUGAUGCAAAUUUUUUCGAACGGGUAUUCCGCAUGAAACCGCGCAUGUGAUAGCGGAAUGUAUUCGCAGCGUUCAAUUUGUAUAUUUCGUCUGUAUAUUUCGAGGCUGUUAAAGGUGUAAAUCAAUCGCGCUGUCGUCGGAAAAAAAA
Messenger RNA from Ooceraea biroi (clonal raider ant), 3314 nucleotides. RefSeq names its product SET domain containing 3 (gene Setd3). The record is from RefSeq and is a predicted model, not a curated record. Gene Ontology annotation, molecular function: protein binding; protein-L-histidine N-tele-methyltransferase activity; protein-lysine N-methyltransferase activity. Gene Ontology annotation, biological process: actin modification; peptidyl-lysine trimethylation; peptidyl-lysine monomethylation. NCBI's taxonomy places the organism in Eukaryota, Metazoa, Arthropoda, Insecta, Hymenoptera, Formicidae.